CAUAGUUUUUGAGAUAUAGAGCGAUUCGGGUUUUCCAAAAUGGCGGAUUUCGCCAGGUGGGUGGCGUCCCGAAAACCAGGACAUAAGCCGUCCUAUAUUUCGUUCCACAAUAUGCUUCUUUUUUUACUAACUUUCCUGUACUAGUAGUGAAAAAAAAGUACAUAGUAAAAUUUUUAUAAGUUACAAAUCAGUCAUAGUGAUUUUCAAGUUAUGACGCACUUUAAGGUCAAAAUCUCUCACGCUAUUUGUAAAUUAAUAACUCAAUCAGAUGGCAUGUGUCAAAAAACCACACUCUCCAUCAAAUACAAUACUAUACCUAAUCUAAAGCUGUCUAUUUAGGUAUCCCCGUUCCAUUUACCUACUGAUAUAGACGCUCAUGAACUACAGAUAAGAAUAUGGCUCUCUUGGUUUUUGUUGUUGAUGAUAACACAACACACAAAUACAACAACAACAAAUACUUCGCUGAUUCUCUGCUUUUUAGUAGUUCAGUGUAACUCAUCCGAAAUAGUUAAUGAUGAGUGAAUAUUAAAUUUCGAUCCCUAAAAAAUAUCAAAAUACUUUGGACCUUUCAAAGCAUAUUCUACACAUAAAUAAUUCCUCGUUCGUGGUUUUUAAUUAAAAUUAAAAUUUAAUUAACGUCAAUCUUGGUUGGUAUUAUUUUCUAAAACCCAAACAAAGAAGAAAAAAAAGUAAAUCUAUCUCUCUGUGGUUUUAUACCAAACAAACAAAAAAAAAAUUACAUUAAUGAACUCAACCAAGAAGAAGUGAGUGUACAAUAAUCCGCAUCCACCAUCAACUUAACGAAGUUAAUCGAUAAAAGAGCUCCAAAAGAGACAUGCAAAUGAUGCUAAUGCUACCAAAAUUAUGAAAUAGUAUUUGGUUUGGAUGUUUUCAGGGAACCAAAACCCUUCACCUCAAAAACUAUUUUAUUUCAUUUAACAUACAAAUUACUAACAAAAAAACCUGAAGUAACAAUCUUUUCUCUCUCAAAAAACCAAAAAAAAAAAAAUAAAAAUCACUAUGUACAGCCAAAUUCUAGUCUAUUUUGGAAUACUCUUAGUUAUAAUUACCAACAGUAACAGUUAUGCCAGUGUUCAAGUAAAUCAUCAGUCAUCACAACAUCUAACAAAUGAGAUACCAGUGGAUAAAAUGGAUCAAUUACCAAUACCAAAAGAUCAAACAUUAAUUGUACGACUGCCAUCGAAUACACUGCUCAAGUAUACAGCUUACAAGGAUGUAUCGAUAUUACAUUUUCGCAUACCACCAGAUUCGAGGACAGCUUAUUUUACAUUCAAAGCAUUGGAGGAGUCUAAAAGUGCCUUUCAUAGAGUAUGUAAGCCCCGUGAUGUUACACUUCACUUAAAAGCUGGCAGUUAUCCUGUGAUAAGUCCAGAGAAUAUAACAUUCCCAAGAAACUUUUUAAAUGCCGACCAAAGAUUCAAGAUAUACGAUCUGCAAUUCAAAUCGGAUGGCAAACAACAACGUAUAACUGUCGAUGGACCACAAAUGGGCAAUUGGUUUGCGGUAGCAUUUCUUAGUUGGACGGAUCCGAAUAAUGACCGUAUUGAGCAACAAGGUUUGGCUGCUUCAUGUGAGACACUUCUGUUGGCCGAAAUGUCCGUGUCACGUUUUAUUCCAAUUAUUUUAAAUAGUGGACAAGUGCAUAAUAGCACCCUAACGAGUACGGACCUAAACAAUGCAACAUCAACAUCGAAUUUGGGUUCAGCAUCGGCUGCGGCUCUAGCCAAUGCCACAUUCACAAACCAAGCGGCUCUAAAUCGACCAAAUACAACAACGUCAUCAUCAACUCCAAGCAACGAGCCGCAACAACCAACAUCAUCAUCAUCAUCAUCACCCCCAACGACGACGACGACGACGACGACGAGGUCAACAACGACGACAACGACAAACACCAACUCCACCACCACCGCAUCAUCAUCAUCCUCCUCAUCAGCAGCUUUUACAUCAAGCUCAUCGUCCUCGUCGACGACAACGACGACGAAUGCCACAAUCGCCACAAACAGUGAAAUCAUUUAUAAAUUCUAUGUACCCGAAAAUGUUGGUGUUGCCACCGCAAGAAUAACAAUUGGCAAUGGCUGCCUGACAUGUCCGGAUGUUGGUUUCUAUAUCCAGGCAAAUGCACUGCCCACUGACACCAAUUACAUUCAAAGUACAAUCAUAAAGCCCAACCAAACUGGUGAGAUAUCCAUCGAGUUCUAUGUACACUCCAAUGCCUGGCACUUUAUCCUUCUCCGAUUCGAACAACAAUUCCUAGAGCCCUCUUCCACUGCAUCAAUGUCAGCAGCAUUGGCCGAAGCAGCGGCUGAAUCUGUCGUUUCCGAAGGUACAUUGUCAACAGCCUCUGUUUAUACAUCACCCGGCGUUGUUGCAUCGGUCAGCAGGUCGUCUAGGGCAUCAUCGUCAUCGAUGCAUCUUGAGGGCUUUACCAAUAAUCAGAGAAUUCAACAUCUGUACGCCGUUGAUGAGUACCAAAGGUGGGUGGAUAGUGCCAGUGAAUCUGCUGCUACCACUCUCAAUCCGGCUUCGGCCGAUGAGGACGGUCCAAACCACACAACAUCGAAUACCACUUGGUACGAGAUGGAGUACUCGCUUCAAAUUGAUUUCCAUAAUCUACCAACUGAUGAGGAAGAGGAGACUGCCGAGGGUGAGACUGUUCCAUGGAAACCAAUAAUCUACCGGGACAUGGAGUUUUACCCUCUACUCCGGCAGACCUACAGAGAAUUCUUCAUGUUCGACUACGAUCUCAUACCGGACAGCAAUGGAACAGUUCCGCUUGUGCUAAAUCUGACCGCAGGCACACCGGCCGGUUUUAGUUUCGAGGUUGGUGAUGUUUAUGACAUCGGAGGGACUCUCAGUUUUGCCGUUUCCAUGAAACACGGUCUCAAAGGACUCGAUUUGAAGGGUACACCUCUCCCAUCGACUGAACGCAGUGGAAUUUUAGCAGAGAAACUAAUUGGCCGACCGCCGGUCGGGAAAGACUCAUCUAGCGGAAGUGACAAAGAGGAGGACGAUCAGGCUUUGCCUCGUAGCAAUCAAACCAUAAUCGUUUGCAUGCGAAUGGGAGAGCCGGGAGAACCAACAUGGCCGGACAAGUGCCGAUAUGGAAGGAAAGUUCUACCCGCUUCUAGCAUUGUUAACAAUACCGACUCAAAUACUAGCACCGGACUGAUUCAUGUUCCUUUUCCGGAAAGUGGUCAAUGGUAUGUGACAAUGGGACUGUAUUGCCAUGGAGCAGAGACUGCUGCACGGGUAACCAUCAUAGACAGUGUGAAAGAGUUUGUCAAGAAAUACGUUGGGAUGUUGGAAUCGAUGCGACCACCCUGUGCCUGUUCGAAUUCUGCGAAAUUCUAUCAGAAUUGUAUAAACGACAGGAAAUGUCUGGCACAAAUGAAUGAGACUGAGACCCUCAAGAUCAAAGAAUGCAUGAUGGAUUCGAAAUGCUCGGAUGAUUUUGUUGAUAUGACGAAAAAGUUCGAAAGCCACCACAAAUUUGCCACGGAACAACACUUUGCAUUGGACAAUUGCAACACCUCGGUGGUGUUUACAAUAUCGUCUAGUCCGUGUGUCGCGGGCAGGUGUGGUCGCUUUGGAAGGUGUUAUCAUUAUAUGUCGGGGGGUUUUGUUUUCUCGACUUGUGUUUGUAUGAAGGGGUAUCGGGGUUGGGAUUGUACUGAGGAUGCACAGGUUCCGUCAAGUAUAUCGAUUCUUGUUGCAUCGUUGUUGCUCACUUUGAGCAACUUGUUGUUUAUACCAAGCAUUUACAUGGGCGUUAGGAGGAAGUAUUAUACCGAGUCGGUGAUUUAUUUCUUCGCAAUGUUCUUCUCGACGUUCUAUCAUGCCUGUGAUUCUGGGGAGGAUGAGUACAGUUUCUGUCUGGUGAAGAUCGGAGUUCUGCAGUUCUGUGACUUUUACUGUGGACUUUUAGCGAUUUGGGUGACACUUGUUGCAAUGGCUCACAUUCGACCGCAAUUUGUGUCACUUUUGCAUAUGUUGGGCGCCAUUUUGCUAGCUUUUGGAACAGAGCUGAACAAACAGAGUCUCUGGGUAUUCCUAGCACCUGCUCUCACUGGUAUUUGUAUCAUAUCGGCGAGUUGGGGUCUGCGCUGUCAGAAGUCUCGCAAGCUUUUCCCCGCCAAGAAGUACCUCAGCGUCUACAUGCCUCUGGGGGCAGUUCUUGUCAUGGUGGGUCUAGUGUGCUACGCUUUCCUGCAAACCAAACAAAACUAUCACAUUGUUCAUUCAGUCUGGCACAUCGUCAUGGCUUUGAGCAUUCUCUGCCUUCUGCCCAGCCGGAAGUCUUUUAUUCCGAAGUGCUAGCAUUCGGCUUAUACUCGAGAGUUUUUACUCAUCGAACAGGAGUUCUAUAUGUGAAUUUGGGAGCACCAGCAGCCGUAGCAGCACCAACAGAGACUCCACUUCUUCUUAUAUGCCUCUAUUGCCGCGCAAGCUAAAACAACCUUUAACUAAGCGAACAAAAAAACAUAAGAAUAAGAAAGCUUCUUUCAUAGAUCAUACUGAUACUACUACUAUAACUAAUGAUCCGGUAACGCAAAUAACGGAACUGCAUCCUUUAAUAGAAGUGAAAACAUGACCUAAAACUAUACAAAACAAAAAAAAAACACAUAAUUUUUUUAAGUAUAAAAAAUAUGAGAUAGAAAAAAUGAGAAGAGAAAAGACAAAGAUAAAAGAGAGAAUAAAUAUUUUUUGAGUAUAAACCAAAGGAAACUUAAAAACAAAACAAAAAAAAAUAUAAAAACAAAUCACAGAGCCUUACUAGAAUUGAGAUUUAAAAUAAAUUUAAAAAAAAAAUAAAAGCUACAAAAAAAAGUAAAUUUAAAAAAUACAAAAAAAAAUUAACAUAAAAGUAUAAAAAUAUUAUAUAAAUAUUUUAGUGUGUAUAAAUUUGGUAAUGUAAAGUGUAAAUUAAAAAAAAAAAAAAAAAAAAAAAACAAAAAAAA
Molecule: messenger RNA, 4979 nt
Organism: Episyrphus balteatus (marmalade hoverfly)
Lineage: Eukaryota; Metazoa; Arthropoda; Insecta; Diptera; Syrphidae
Exons: 5
Coding region: 1021-4338 (1105 amino acids)
Cellular component (GO): plasma membrane
Source: RefSeq, a predicted model, not a curated record